AAUCUGGAAGGCUGAGUAGCUGGGAAGGUGAGGGCUGCUUCGCGGCUGAGUGUGCUCUAUGGACCAUGUGCUGCUAUGGAUGCCUGAAGUACUUGACCUGCAGGUUGGGAAGACUCAGCCAUCUCCAUGCUGGGCUGGAUUAAGUGCCUGAUGAGGAUGUGGUUUCAGCGAGUUGGGGUCAGCAUGCAGUCGGUUCUGUGGUCUGGAAAACCAUAUGGUUCAUCUCGAAGUAUUGUAAGGAAAAUUGGUACCAACUUAUCUCUGAUUCAGUGUCCAAGAGUUCAAUUUCAGCUUACCAGCCAUGCAACAGAAUGGAGUCCCACGCACCCAGGAGAGGAUGUGGUGGCAACUUUUGCUGAUGUUGGAUGGGUAGCCACCGAUGAAGGAGAAUGCUCAACAAGACUCAGGACAGAAGUCAGGUCCAAGCCUCCUCUUGAGAACAACCCUCCUUGCUUUGAGAAGCCCCCAAGCAGGCACAUUUCCUUACCAAACUCGUCUCAAGACAAGCCUUCUCCAAAGACGACACUAGCCAGCGAGGAGGCCUUGCAGAAGAUCUCUGCACUUGAGAAUGAGCUUGCUGCCCUUAGAGCUCAGAUUGCCAAGAUUGUGACCCUGCAGGAGCAACAGAGUCCAAGUGCAGGUUGCUUAGAUUCUUCCACACCUGUUAUUGUAGUACCACCACCACCGCCGCCGCCGCCGCCUCCUCCUCCCCUCCCUCCCCCACCAUUGGUGCUCCACCCAAGUACAUCUGCUCUUGAUCUGAUUAAAGAACGAAGAGAGCAAAGACUCAGUGCUGGAAAGACUCUGGCUAAGGGCCACCCAAAGAAGCUUGACAUGCCAAAUAUGCUAGAGAUCCUUAAAGACAUGAACAGUGUGAAGCUACGGCCAGUCAAGAGGUCAGAGAAAGAUGAAAAACCUAGGCCAGUGGAUAUUACUGAUCCUGCUGCCCUCAUAGCAGAGGCUCUGAAAAAGAAGUUUGCAUAUCGGCAUCGACACAAUAGCCAAGGAGAAGCUGAAAGAGGAAUUCCAAAGCCAGAGUCAGACGCAACCUCAGAGCCAGCCCUGUUUGGCCCACAUACAUUGAAGUCUACAGGGAAAAUGAAGGCUUUAAUUGAAAAUGUUUCAGACUCCUAAAUGGACAAUGAAUUCAGAAAGACUCCUGGUUUACCUGUUGGCUUGCAGAGCUGAGUUUGGCUAGUAGAAAUCACCAGUAUUUAGUAAAUUCCUGACUGUAGUGCUCAUUGGUCUCCUUCUUAGCCUAAUUAGAGGAGUAAGAAGUGGUGAAAGCACCAGAAGUUGGUUUGGCUCCUAGAAGAUGGUCAGUUCUGGAGCUCUCCUUAUCACACAUGUAUUAUGUGCAUUUUCAGUUAACACUAAAGUCUGUGCAAGAGUUUUAUAUGCAUACGUUUGGAUACAAAGAUGUAAAAGCUCCCAGUGACUGGCAUCAGCGAGGACACCCUUCCUCUGCAUUGAGAGGUCACUAGUCAGCGAUGGAACACUGAUGCCGUUAGCAUAGCACACUAUUGGAGCUGGGAAUGCUGCGGACAGGACUUGAGUAUAUUCUCACUUUCUGCUUUCUGGAGCUGAGUUUACAUAAACAGCAGAAGAUGCUUCCUGCCGAGUCUCUGUAUUGCUUUCUGUUAGAGGGAAGUGAGGACCAGGAAGGCUGUGUAAACCUCAUUACCACUCAAUACUGAGAAGCAAAUGUACUUCUCAAGUAGUGACAAGUCAAAUUACUGAAUUAAAUCAUUUCUUAAAUAAAAGCCAGAAUGUAUCAUCUUUCUUAUCAAUUUAAUAAGUUCCCUCAUAAAGAUGAUUUAUUGCUAAGUUAACAAUUGUCUUAGUUAAGGUUACUAUCACUGUGAUGAAACACCAUGGCCAAAAGCAACUUGGGGGAGGAAAUGGUUUAUUUCACUCACAGUACCAUAUAGCAGUUCAUCAUCACAAGCAGUGAGGGCAGGAAGUAAGCAGGGCAGGAUCCUGGAGUCAGGAGCUGAUGCAGAAGCCAUGCAGGGUGCUCCUUACUGCCUUGCUUCCCAUGGCUUGCUCAGCCUGUUUUCUUAUAGAACCCAGGACCACCAGCCCAGGGUGAGCACCACCCCACAGUAGGCUGGGCCCUCCCCCAUCAAUCACUAAUUAAGAGAAUGCCUUAUAGCCAGAUCUUAUGGAGGCAUUUUCUCAAUUGAGGUUCACUUCCUUUUACAUGACUCUAGCUAUGUCAAGCUGACAGACUAGCCAGCAUAGUACUUCUAGAAAUGUCAGCAUAAUUGAAUUUAUAGUUUUGACAUAUUGGUCAAGAUAUUCUUUAUAAUGAAAUAUUACUGAAUAGGUGAAUAAAUUCCCUUUAAGCUAUUUAUUAUUGGUCAGCCAAUGGAUUAUAUUAUGCAGAUAAACCUUAGGUGUUAUUAGAAAGUAGAAAACUGCCUUUACUAUCUAAGGCUUGGAAGGACUUGUUAUAAUCUAAAGUUCUUAGUACUUUUCAUGAUUUUUUUGUUUCUGAUAAACUCUUCAAUGCCAGAAUCUCUCUUACCAUGAGUAAAUAUUUGGAUUAUUUAAAUCUAGACUAGUGGUUCUUCCCAGGAGAAUUUAGAGAUGGGAAGUAUAGAUAAUAUUUUAAGUUAUUGAAAAUAGAUGUUCUAAAUCAUAACAAAGAUUGGGCUAUUUUUCAUAGCUUAUUUAGUUUAAAUUGUGGUAUGUUUUUGCUGUAUAUUGUUUCUAAAUAUUUUGUAUGGUUUGAAAACUGUCUUUUAUGAGAUUCAGAAAAUUCACCUGACCAUAUUUUGACCUAAGAAGUUUAUAUUUAUAUCAGUAUUGAAUUUGGCUAGUAUUCUCCUAUAUGAAAGUUAUUAUUUUAAAAUAAACCAAGCUGUUGAAUUUUCUUUCAAUGAUA
Molecule: messenger RNA, 2890 nt
Organism: Rattus norvegicus (Norway rat)
Lineage: Eukaryota; Metazoa; Chordata; Mammalia; Rodentia; Muridae
Gene: Mtfr1
Product: mitochondrial fission regulator 1
Exons: 8
Coding region: 127-1134 (335 amino acids)
Cellular component (GO): mitochondrion
Source: RefSeq, marked validated